CCGCUUUCCUCCGAGAGAUCGAUCGAUUUGUUCGGGAGAGCGAGCUCUGAGAGACAUCCAUCACCCACCCGACCAGAAACCAGUCGGAGGGCUAUCACCGAGAACGACCCACAAUAGGAACGAAAGCAGAUCAAGUACAAUAGACAAAAUCAGCAGCAUCUUGCUCCUUAAAAGAACUUCCCUUGCAAGUUGCGACUAAGUUUCGGCGAGUCCACCGAUAUUGAACGUACCGGGCACCUGCAGACGGCGAAGUGCGCCACACUACUUAUUCCAACCCUGAAACACCAUCCAAGCCGUCCACAAGGCUGGAUUGUACCGAAGACCGGGGCAUACGCGUAUACCGAUUAGUGCGCGGACACAAUACGGGCACGUCGAAUACAUAUUUAGUCUAAAGACAAGAUUCUGCUCUCUCCAUUCAUUCGAGGGAGUACGGAAGCUCGAAAUGGCGCCGACACCGCCUUCCACCACCCCUUCAAGCACCGGACAAUCCCCAGACGCUCAGUUCCGAGUCGUCAGAAAACGGAACCGGAUCCCUCUAUCUUGUGCGCCAUGCAGGAACAGAAAACUCAAAUGUAACCGCGCCCAUCCCUGUGAUAACUGCACCAAGCGUGGAGAUCUCGGAUCUUGCACCUACGCUAACCCUGGCGUCCGUAAGAAGACCUCAUCAAGCAAUGCCUCUUCCGGUUCUCCUGACGAGAUGCAAAGCCGUAUUGACCGACUGGAAGGCUUGGUAUUAUCGCUUAUGACCAAUGGCACGCAAUCCGCAGGUUCGACCGCAGCGCACGCCGCAAUAUCGGAAAGUAUCAGUGGCAGCUCGCAGGAUGCGCAGGGUGACCUAGAGAAUAGUGAAAUGGUAGCCGUGGAGCAGGAAGGGGAGGAAAACGAGGUGGAUCAAGUCGGCCAUUCGAUCGGGAUGAUGAAGAUUGAUAAAGAUAAGGCGGUAUUUGCUUCGGAAUCGCACUGGUAUGCGAUACUCGGAGAGAUCGCCGAAGUCAAGAACUAUUUUAACGACCACAAGAAACAAUAUGAGGAACAAGUCCGAAAGAUCAAAGCGACCAAUCAGACCGAUGAUCGUUUUGAGAGUGUUCCUCUUUUAGGGACCCCAAAACCAAGCAGCAAAGCUGAGAUUUUGAGUGCUUUCCCGCAGAAGCCGACCGCGGAUCUACUAGUCACCCGAUACUUCAAUACAUACGAUCCUGCAUUGCACAUCAUCCAUGGACCGACAUUCCAAAGGCAAUACGACCAGUACUGGGCGAAUCCGAAUGAAACUCCGGUCAUCUGGCUCGGACUGGUGUUUGCCAUGAUGUCCAUUGCCCUUCAAUCAUACCACCGAGCAGGUGAUGAACCCCCGGAGUAUCGUGGCCGGUCAUGGAAUAUGUCCAAUGAGUAUCGCAGGCUGACGGCGCAGUGCUUGGUGUUUUCCGACAUCACGCAGCCCAUCACCCAUAUGCUGGAAACACUGGUCCUCCACGUCCACGCGGAGCAUUCACGAAGCAAUGAUGCGGAGCCCGGCAUCCUGGUUACGGUAAGCAUCCUGGUGCGCCUAGCGAUGCGAAUGGGAUACCAUCGCGAUCCGGCUCCGUACCCAAACGUCACCCCCUUCCAAGGCGAGAUGCGAAGGAGAGUAUGGGCGGUAAUCCGGAACAUGGACUUGUUAUUCUCCAAUCAAGCCGGCCUGCCGCCGAUCGUGAGGUCAUCCGACACCAAUACCGAGCUGCCACUGAAUGUGUAUGACGACGAGCUUGACGAGCAGAUGAAAACAUUGCCGAUUGGACGACCGAUGCGAGAGGCAACCCCGGCAACCUACAUGAUCCAGAAAACCCGUUUAGUCGCCCUCUUCGGCACCAUCGUCGACGUCGUGCAAACCCUGAAUACCCCCGCCUACGAAGAAAUCAUGAAACUCGACCAACGCGUCCGCGAGCUCAAAGCCUCCAUCCCCCCACACCUCGUCGCCCGCCCCAUCGCCGAGUCCGGCCGCGACCCCUCCUCCCUCAUCAUGCAGCGCUGCUCGCUCGACUUCCUCGUCCUCCGCUGCCUCUGCGUUCUCCACCGCCGCUACAUGCGCGCCGCCCGCAGCAACCCGCGCUUCGCCCACUCCCGCCGCGUCUGCGUCGACGCCUCCCUCGACCUCCUCAAGCACCAGGCCGUCCUCCAGCAGGAAACCCACCCAGGCGGCCGCCUCGCCAGCGUCACCUGGUUCAUCUCCUCGCUCACCAUGAACGAGUUCCUCAUGGCCGCCAUGACCGUCGCCCUCGACCUCUACCACACUUCCGAAGCCGAGUGCGCCGCCGGGAUCCGCCUGCCGCUCGAAAACCCCCCCAAGGAGAGUUGCGCGCUGAUGACCGCCCUCGAGCAGAGCCUCGUCACCUGGGACUCCCUGAAAGAUCGCAGCGUCGAGGCCUACAAAGCCUACAAUACUCUCUCCGCCACCAUUCCGAAGCUGAAAACCCACUGCGCUGCGACUUACGGUGCCGAACUCACCUCGUCGGCGGGAGCCGGGUUCGCGACCACGGGCUUGCCGUCUAGCGUAGAUGCGAAGAUGUCCCCCGACCAGUCGGCCGCGAUGACGCUGGGAAUGCUGAGCGCCGGAGGGCUGGCAGCGAAUUCAGGCAAUACGUUCUAUGCUCAGCAACAGCCGCCGUUCGAUGGCCCGGCGGGGAUGGCAGCGUAUACAGGGACGAUGGGCCCAGCUGGAGGGAUGGCGGCGCCGGAGGCGGUGGGCGUGACGAAUCCGUUUUCGUCGCUGUUUGGGCCUAGUAUUGGGAGUGGGUUUCCGGGGAUGGAAGUGCCGUCCGCGAAUCUGAACUGGGACCAAUGGGAUACCAUCCUCCAAAACCCCCCCCUCGACUCCUCCUCCAACUUCUGGCCCGGCACCAUGGAUCUCUCAUCCGGCAUCCUCGGCGCCGACAGUUCGACCACCGGCGCGCCAACCACUACAACUUCCGGCGUCCAGGCGAGUUCAGUUCCGGAGUUUAUGCGGACGAAUGCGCAGGCGGGAGACGAGCAGACGAAGGCAGUGACGGAGAAGAUGUUUCCUGGGGCGGUGUUUCGUGGGGGUUUGGGGUUUGAAUAAGGGGGGAGAUGAAGCGUGGGAUUGAGUGGAGGGUUUGGGUUAUGACGUUUAUGGGCUAUGAUGGAUGGGAUAGAACUCUGCUCACUUACACCGGAUUGCGUCCAGGUUAGGGGUGGGUUGGUGGCAAGCGAUUGAUCGGCGGGGGGAAA
Molecule: messenger RNA, 3222 nt
Organism: Eremomyces bilateralis CBS 781.70
Lineage: Eukaryota; Fungi; Ascomycota; Dothideomycetes; Eremomycetales; Eremomycetaceae
Exons: 5
Coding region: 443-3073 (876 amino acids)
Biological process (GO): DNA-templated transcription; regulation of DNA-templated transcription
Cellular component (GO): nucleus
Molecular function (GO): DNA binding; DNA-binding transcription factor activity, RNA polymerase II-specific; zinc ion binding
Source: RefSeq, a predicted model, not a curated record